Molecule: messenger RNA, 408 nt
Organism: Dentiscutata erythropus
Lineage: Eukaryota; Fungi; Glomeromycota; Glomeromycetes; Diversisporales; Gigasporaceae
Source: the annotation of a GenBank genome assembly
AUACAGGCUUUCCAAUCAAGAGUAAAAGAAUUGGAGCAAGAUCUUUCUUUAGCACAGAAUGAUUUAUCAGAAAUGGAAUCUUUUGAGCAUGAAUUUGAACAAGAAAAGAUAUUACUAUCUGCUGAAAACACUACCCUAAAUUAUAAAAAAAUAGAGUUAGAAGAAACUCUGUCUAAAGAAAGAAAUAAAUUAAUGCAGAUAAAGGAUAAUUUAGCUUCAGCACAAAAGGCAUUAUUAGAGAAAGAUUCCCUUUUUCAAGAAGCUAAUGCUUAUUUAGCAAAGCAGAUUUCAAAAAUAUCUGGUGAGUCGAAGUAUAAUGAAGUGAUUGGAGGUGUUAGCAGACUAGAAAAAGGUAACGGCAUCACUAAUCCUAAAACAACCUCACUAUCACCCAAUUCCUUCUUUUAG